Molecule: messenger RNA, 1410 nt
Organism: Saccharomyces eubayanus
Lineage: Eukaryota; Fungi; Ascomycota; Saccharomycetes; Saccharomycetales; Saccharomycetaceae
Gene: PFS2
Product: cleavage polyadenylation factor subunit PFS2
Exons: 1
Coding region: 1-1410 (469 amino acids)
Cellular component (GO): mRNA cleavage and polyadenylation specificity factor complex
Molecular function (GO): protein binding
Source: RefSeq, a predicted model, not a curated record
AUGGACGGUUACAAUCAGAAUCAGAACCAAAACCAAAAUCAAAGUCAAAGCCAGCAACCACAUCAGCCGCCUCUGAAAAAGUAUAUGACGCAGAGGCGGUCAGUAGAUGUAAGUUCACCCUAUAUCAACCUAUAUUACAACAGACGACAUGGGCUAGCGAACCCAGUGGUGGAGCCAGAAACUUCAUACACGAUAGAUAUAAUGCCUCCCAACGCCUACAGGGUUCGAGAUCGAGUAAUCAAUCUUCCCAGCAAGUUUACCCAUUUAAGCUCUAAUAAAGUAAAGCAUGUCAUACCGGCCAUCCAGUGGACCCCUGAAGGUAGAAGACUCGUAGUGGCAACGUAUAGUGGGGAAUUCUCUUUAUGGAACGCAUCAUCUUUUACAUUUGAAACUCUUAUGCAAGCGCAUGAUUCAGCUGUAACCACGAUGAAGUAUUCACAUGAUGGUGAUUGGAUGAUUAGUGGUGACGCCGAUGGGAUGAUCAAGAUAUGGCAACCGAACUUCAGUAUGGUAAAAGAGAUUGACGCAGCACACACAGAAAGCAUCAGAGAUAUGGCAUUCAGUAGCAAUGAUUCGAAAUUCGUUACUUGUUCAGAUGACAAUAUUUUGAAGAUUUGGAACUUCAGUAACGGUAAACAAGAGAGAGUACUAUCAGGGCACCAUUGGGACGUAAAAAGUUGUGAUUGGCAUCCCGAGAUGGGGUUGAUUGCCUCGGCAUCUAAGGAUAAUUUGGUUAAACUAUGGGACCCCCGUUCAGGAAAUUGUAUUUCGUCAAUUCUAAAAUUCAAACACACUGUUUUAAAGACGAGAUUUCAACCUACCAAGGGGAAUUUAUUAAUGGCAAUUUCAAAGGAUAAAUCUUGUCGUGUAUUUGAUAUCAGAUAUAGCAUGAAGGAACUGAUGUGUGUAAGAGAUGAAACUGACUAUAUGACAUUAGAAUGGCAUCCAAUAAAUGAGUCUAUGUUCACUUUGGCAUGCUAUGAUGGAUCGCUAAAGCAUUUUGAUCUUUUGCAAAAUUUAAACGAGCCUAUUUUGACUAUACCGUAUGCUCAUGAUAAGUGCAUCACUUCGUUAUCAUAUAAUCCGGUGGGCCAUAUAUUUGCUACUGCAGCAAAGGACAGAACUAUAAGAUUUUGGACAAGGGCAAGACCAACCGAUCCCAACGCUUACGAUGACCCGACGUACAACAACAAGAAGAUAAAUGGUUGGUUUUUCGGUAUCAACAAUGAUAUAAACGCUGUGAGAGAGAAGAGUGAAUUUGGUGCUGCGCCACCUCCACCUGCUACACUUGAAGCACAUGCGCUACCAAAUACGCAUGGUUUCAUUACUUCAAAGACACCUCGCCAAGAAAUUCCCGGUAUCGAUUCAUCAAAGACCAAAGGUUCUACUUUACCUGGUCUAAGCAUAUAA